CCGAAUUGAACGAAAAGACCUCGUUUGGUGCCUCAGGCAGAAUGUCUGGCGGAAAAGAGUUGUUCCGCAUCCCGCGCCGAAUUCGACAUCUCACUCAGGCAGCCAGAUGCAGUUGAUGACAUUCACCUUCACCACGCUAUACUCAUACAGAAGACAGCUUGAUAAUCCAGCUCAAUUCUAUCCAUCCCACUUAAGGAGUACUGAUAGCGGCGAAUCUGCAGCCGGAUCAACCGAUAAUAUACCCACAAAAACCAGAAAUUCAGGCACACAUUCCCCCCUAUCGAUGCUUAUCAACGGCUUCUCCCCCGCAUUCCACAUCUUCAAAUUCACUAUCUGAUCACAAUCUCAAGAUGACAUCCACCAAGAUUACUCGUCAUCUGCAGGAGCGUUCGGCUCUGCUCCACCAAGAAACGACCACUCGCCACGACUAUGCGUUCAAGACGAACAUGUCCCCCGUCGCGAAAUCCGCGGCGGAAAUCGUUGCCCGCAUCCGCCAGCGAGAGUCGGAGAUCUUCUGGACGACAGCGGAGGGCAGCCACCAUGAGGGCAAGCAUCCGGUCGUGUUUCCGGGCAUGUCCUUUGCCAUCUCGCGCGAUCGGAUGCACCAGACUUCCCUGUACCAGAUCGUCUCGGCCAUGCCCAAGGGCUGCCUUCUCCACGCCCACAUGGAAGCGAUGAUUGAUAUCGACUGGAUGCUCGAUCAGGCGCUGGAGAUACCCGGGUUCUGGAUCUCUAGUCCGGCGCCUCUGAAGCUCGGUGCCUCCGCGCAGCCGAAACCCUUUGAAUUCCACUAUCGUCCCAAUCGCCCGGUCGCAACAGCAACGGCCUCCAUCUGGGAGGACGAUUACCCUCCACACGCGUUGAUCCCGGUGGCCGAAGCGGCCCGAACCCAUCCCAGCGGCGAGUCCGGCUUCCGGUCGUGGGCUAUCGCGCAGAUGACCAUCACCGAGGACGAGGCUUUGUAUCAUCACCAUCGCGGCAUCUUCGACGUCUGGAAGAAAUUCGCCUCGUGCUUUCGCCGAAUCGCCGGCCUCUUCUACGCCGAGCCCAUCUUCCGGCGCGGGGUCCCCCGACUCCUGCAGCAGCUCCAUAGCGACGGGAUCAAGUACGCCGAGCUGCGUCUCGUCCCGCGUCCUUUCCACCGCGAGGGGUCCGACCACCCGGAGCCCGACGCCCGCUACUUCUUCGAAUGCUUCGCGCAGGAACUGCAGCGGUACUGUGCCUCCCCAGCCGGACAAGGCUUCUGGGGCGCCCGGAUGAUCUGGACCGCCAUUCGCAGCCUCCCCGACGAAGACAUCCGCGCAUCCAUGCAAGCGUGUCUCGACUGCAAAGCCGCCUAUCCCGACCUCAUCGCCGGCUUCGACUUUGUCGGGCAAGAAGAUCUCGGCCGACCACUGGUGGAUCUGCUGCCGCACUGCGAGUGGUUCCAGGAAGAGUGCACCCAACGCAACCUCCAAAUCCCUUUUUUCUUCCAUGCUGGCGAAUGUCUGGGCGACGGCGACGCCACGGACGGGAAUCUGGUGGAUGCGAUUCUGCUCCAAUCGCGGCGGAUCGGCCACGCAUUCUCGCUGUACAAGCACCCGCUGCUGAUCGAGAUGGUCAAGGAGCGACGGAUUCUGAUCGAGAUGUGCCCCAUCUCGCAUGAGAUUCUCCGCCUCACCGCCAAUAUCCUGACCCAUCCCAUGCCGGCGUUGCAGGCGCGCGGGGUGCCGGUCUCGUUGAACAAUGACGAUCCGGCGAUUUUGGGCCACGGGGGCAAUGGGCUGAGUUAUGAUUUCUAUCAGGUGUUGAUUGCGUUUGAGAACACGGGUCUUGGGGGACUGGCGACAAUGGCCGAGGAUAGUGUUCGCUGGGCGGCGUUUGAGGAUGAGACGGAGGCUCAGUGGCUGGCUGGGGUGGAGGGGACCAUGGAGGGAGUCAAAGCAUCGCGGCUGCAGCAGUGGCGGGCUGCGUUUGAGGACUGGUGUCAGUGGAUUGUCCAGGAAUUUGCGCAAGAGUUGGAAGAGAGCAAUCCGAAGGUGGACCAGUAGCCUGGAUGAGGACGCAGAUCAAACAUCACCGGUAGGGUUACCUGUCUGUACAUUCCAACCUGAUUCUACCUGUUGUUACUUCCGUAGUGGAUAUACAUAGAGUCAGUGGAUAUACAUAGAGUCAGUGGAUAUACAUAGAG
Messenger RNA from Aspergillus saccharolyticus JOP 1030-1, 2170 nucleotides. RefSeq names its product Metallo-dependent hydrolase. The coding region runs from base 351 to 2030 and encodes 559 amino acids. Lineage: Eukaryota; Fungi; Ascomycota; Eurotiomycetes; Eurotiales; Aspergillaceae. Gene Ontology annotation, molecular function: adenosine deaminase activity. The transcript has a single exon. Gene Ontology annotation, biological process: inosine biosynthetic process; adenosine catabolic process. The record is from RefSeq and is a predicted model, not a curated record.